AUGGGAUCUUUGGAGAGUUGGAACGCUGCCUACAAUGAGAUAAAGACAGCGAACUCCCUUGAUGCGACUUACGAAAAGGUGGAGUUCGAAAUAAUGCAGCAUUUGGAAUUGUUGAGGAGGGAUGCGCGCGUGCGCGUGAAGCAGUGGCUGCAGAAAUUCAGGCAGGAGACAGCCAAUGCAGUGUGGAAGCGCAAUCGCAACACCCAUGCUCGCCUGCUGCUGGAGCAGUUGCGAGCUGGCAGGCUGACUCACCCCUUCACCUCAUUGCCCGGCCCAGGCUGCUUGCCAACCCUGGGCCGCUGGACGCUCGCUCCCUUCCUGACUCCCCAGAAAAAGCCAGCCGCCCCCAGGGAGCGUACUGCUGCAGACAUGGCCCUCGCAGCAAGCUGCCCCGCCAAGUUGCAGGCAGCGCUGGAGAGAUGCAGCCCACUCGCAAGCACAUCAGGCAGGGGUGGCUUGGCGUUGGAGGCAUACUGUGGCAGGCACGCGCAGAGGGCGGCUCUGCAGGAGACGAUUAGAAAUUUGCCAAGGCUGGAGGAGCCCUGGCGCAGAUCUGCUAGCCCCAGGGCAGCCCCCAGGGCCGGAUCCUCUUGCAGAGGCCAGCCCACCAGCGGGCACCAGCACAGCGGAGGCGCUGUGCUGGCGGGCACGCACAUGCGCUUCGCGAGCGCCGGCGCGGCUGCGCGUGCGGAUCCGGCCAUAGUGGGGAGAACCGGGGGGGCUGACAGUGGGGACUGGGGGGCCGGCGGUAGGGAGCGGGGGGCCCACAGCACUGUGGCUUUGGAGGCUGCGCUUGGCGCCUGCCGAGAGAAGGCGCUGGAACUGGAGCUGCGGCUGCGCGCCGCCGAGCAGCGCAUUCGGGAGCAGGCGCUGGAAAAGCAACAGCAGGAGAAGAGGAUUGCGAAGAGGGAGGUGGACAAGGUCAUCGACAAGUUUGAGCGCCAGCGAGGCAGAUGGAGCUCGCCCCAGAGAAGAGAGUUUGAGGACAUCACUCAGCAGCUGGGGGACUUCCAGAAGGCAACAGAGCAGCUGAAGAAGCAGAUGAAGCGUGCAGCCGCCUCUGACAGUGCGCAGCUUCUCGAGCAUACCUUCCUCUCCCCUCAGCAGCUCAUGGCGGCUGCAGGGCCCAACAGAGGGUGGCUGGAUGCAGAAGCCCCUCCUCCCACCCUCCUAUCAAGCCAGAGCAGGCUACCAGAAGGACUGCCAGAGACUGUGGCAGCUCAGCAUGCACAGCAGGGGCCCGUUGCAGAAGCAGACAGCGCAUUGGCAGCAGCAGAGAUGAGUAGGGAUGUUCUGGAAAGAGGGGAGUCAGAGCGUUUGCAGCAGCAAGGUAGCAGAGUCCAGAAUGCAUUGCAGGAGGACGAGCUAGCUGAGUUUAGCGCUGAGACGCAAGCGCUGCUGCGGCAGAUCCAUGCAAUCAGCAUCUGA
Messenger RNA from Coccomyxa subellipsoidea C-169, 1428 nucleotides. RefSeq lists its product as hypothetical. The transcript is spliced from 7 exons. NCBI's taxonomy places the organism in Eukaryota, Viridiplantae, Chlorophyta, Trebouxiophyceae, Coccomyxaceae. The record is from RefSeq and is a predicted model, not a curated record. Bases 1 to 1428 code for a protein of 475 amino acids.